Molecule: messenger RNA, 176 nt
Organism: Rangifer tarandus platyrhynchus (Svalbard reindeer)
Lineage: Eukaryota; Metazoa; Chordata; Mammalia; Artiodactyla; Cervidae
Source: the annotation of a GenBank genome assembly
AGCCUCUGUGUCACCCAAUAUCCUUCCAAAUGGCAGUGGCAUCAAAUCGGUCUUCCAGGUGGGAGAUGCAAGAGGGUAAAAAGAGUAAAGAACAAAUGAAAAUCAAAGACUUGAUGAUCCAAAAAAAAAUGGGUAUAAUUUUAUUUAUCUUCAAAUCCAGCUGCAAAAGUGACUAG